Caenorhabditis remanei is the source of this 738-nucleotide messenger RNA. RefSeq lists its product as uncharacterized. The record is from RefSeq and is a predicted model, not a curated record. The transcript has 5 exons. The coding region runs from base 1 to 738 and encodes 245 amino acids. NCBI's taxonomy places the organism in Eukaryota, Metazoa, Nematoda, Chromadorea, Rhabditida, Rhabditidae.
AUGACAAUUCUCAAUGUCUUUCCUCUCAUCUGUCUGGUGCUCCUUCCCGCCGUCAUGGCUCAAAACAUGUUUGAGCCAAAGGAUGAUUUUGAGCUGAAGAAACCGCUUGUAGUCCCGGCCGCCGAGGCAAAUUACCACUUCACAAUGAUUGAGGUCGACACUUUGGCUCAGUCAAAGGAGCGUCUUUACGGAUUGAUUGGAGUCGUCCUUCUCGACGGGGUGUUCACGUUUUCCGGAAUCGAGGAGAACUACCUUCUGAAGCUUCCGAUGAACCCGAAACGGUGUAUUCCGUUCAAGGGCAUCAAUGUUGUGCACAAGUGUAAUCACGAGUACUUUGCGUUGAAUGCUGAUUUUGUGAACAUUCAAAAAACCAUCUUCCACAAACAGGACUCGCUGGACACUGUUUGCAUCAACAGACAGGAGAAAGAGAAAUUGGUUCGCAAAUUCAACCCAGCAAAUGAUGUGGGCCUGAAAAAGAAGGAGAGCACUAAUCUCGUCGUUCGCUACGGACAACGUGUUCUGAUGGCCUACAAACCGGGUGCAAACUAUAACAAAUGUAUUGGAACAUACGAUUCUGAAGAUGACUAUUUCACAUGUAUGAUGCCGAAUAAAGAGGGAAAACUGGAGGGAUUCGAGAUGACCAGUUUCUUGUAUGAUGAGGAAACUGGUGAACCGCAUCGAGCUGAGAACACUGUGGAGGUCUUCUGCAAGCUACCAUAUAAUUACAACAAAGGAUAA